AUGGAUAUAUGUACAUGUUUAGAAGAUUUAUCAAAUGAAAUUUUCUUUGAAAUAUUUGAUUAUUUACAUGCACUUGAUAUAUUUACUGCUUUUGCUUCAUUAAAUAAACGAAUUCAAUCUAUUCUACAAUCAAUUCGACUUCAUGUCAAUAUCUUAAAUAGUCAUUAUGAUCGAGAAAUUAAUUUUCUUUCUUCUCUUCUUACUUUUCAUGCUCAUCAAGUCAUAUCAUUAAAAUGUUAUGAUACAAUUCGUGAUCAUUCAUCUAUUAUUAGUUUACUAUUUAAUCGACAUCAUUUUAUUAAUCUUCAAUCAUGUAUAUUUAUAUUGGAUAAUUCAUCAACUGAACUUGAAAAUGUUAUUAAACAAGUUGAAAGUUUGAAUAGACUUGUUGCAUUUUUUAUUAUACAACCACAUGAUAAAAAAAUUAAUGAGAAAGAUAAAUGUGAUAUAACUCGAACUAUAUUGAUGAACAAAUCAUCUUCUCUUCGUUCAAUUAAGCUUCAUUAUGAUUAUGAUUACUUGGACAUAUCAACUUAUACUUCAAAUGCUUCAAAUAUUAAAUCACUUGAAUUGUUAAUAUCUGGCUCAUCGAAUAAAGUAUCAAUUUAUUCAAUUUUGCCAAUUCUUCGUGUUUGUCAUAGAAUACGAUAUCUACAUGCCAUAAUAAAACAUGAAAUUCUAUCUGAAAAUAAUUAUUUAAAUUUUUCAAUUCCAGAAGCAUUUAUUAAUGAAAAUGAUCUUCCUAUAUCACCACAAUUGACAUGCUUCGAUUUAUCAAUUUUUGGUCAAUCUUACAUUGAUUCAAUCGCUUAUAUCUUACGUUCUAUGCCAAAUCUUGUUCAUUUUAAGUUUCUUCAUGAAGCAGGAAAAAUAAGGAGCCUAUCUGCUGAACAUUUUCUCAAUGGUUAUAAAUGGCAACAUAUGUUUGAAAUGCAUGUUCCAUUUUUAUCUAAAUUUGAUUUUCAUAUAUCAAUUGUGAGAUAUUAUCCCAAAUUAAAUUUAGACCGGGUCGUAAAUUCAUUUGAAUAUUUUGUUAAAAAAUAUCCCGAAUGGCAAAUGAUUAUUGAUCGAUGGGUACUUGAUGAGAGAAAUCUAUUGAACUAUGUUCAAUCAAUUGACAAUGGUCGUUCGCAGGAACGUGUUACUUAUCUUUCACGUUUUGUUCAUUUAGCCAAUGUAAAUGAAAUUAACUUUCAAUCAGAUGGGGAUAUAUCUAGAUGGAAAGAUAUUCAAUUUAUUCUACAAGCAUGUUCAAAUGUGAUUAAUCUUAAAAUUAAUCCUUCACAUUUGGUUUUACCAGAAUUCAUCGACAGUCCAUCUCUUCUUUCAAUUUUCAAACAAAUUAAAAUACUCAAAUCAAUAACAGAAAAUCAUUAUGUUCCUUUAAGUUUUUCAUUAAAACUUGUUGAACGUUUUCCAUCACUUACUGAUAUUGAACUUAAAGUAUUUUCAUUCGAUGAUUGUAUAUCUGCUAUUGAUAUAUUACUUACUCAUCUAAAAAAUUUGUCUUAUCUUAAAAUUUAUUAUAUUCAAGUUUCAUCACUCGAUCAUCCUUUUUCACGUAAUUAUAUUAUUGAAAAACGUCGUCAAGCAUUUCGUUUUAAUAUUAUCGAUGAACAUAAAGUUACAGUUAGCAAGAAUACAGAAUCUGUAGAAAUUGGAUUAUCAUAA
Rotaria sordida is the source of this 1671-nucleotide messenger RNA. The record is from the annotation of a GenBank genome assembly. NCBI's taxonomy places the organism in Eukaryota, Metazoa, Rotifera, Eurotatoria, Philodinida, Philodinidae.